GGUGGAGCAGCCUCCUAGCACGGGUCAGAAGCUAGGUGGCAGAAUUUCCAGGAUCUUCACUCAUCCCACAGUUAACAACCACCGAACUUCGCGCUCUCCGGACAAAACACCAAACACAAACAUCAUCCGAAUACACAUUCCUCCCACAAUUCCCGAAUCUCACGUCUGAGUAAACAAAUCGCCGAUUGGUCUCCUACUUCGUCGUCGGCGAAAAAAAAGAGUUCUUUCUUCCACCAUCGUCACUCACACCUGCAAAACGAAUCCGCGGCACAUCAGGAUUUCCCGGUGCAUUCAAAUAAUUUGCCUCUUCGGAGACAAACAGGUCCUUUUUUUUUUGGGCAGAUCCAUUAACCUUUCCUCAAUUUGCCUAAAUUGUUGAACUGAUGUCUAUUUUGCAGAAUAGAAAAAGAUGUCUGGGGUUUCUCUGGCCGUGGGGGCAAGACCAGAUCAACCUGCCGCCACGGCAAGCGAGGCAACUUCAUCCACAAAAUCCGGUCCGAAACAACCACCACCGUCUCAGCUACAACAACAAACGAUGAUGGGAGGGUUGAUGGGAUCCCUCCGAGUGAUCGAGCUCCAAUUGGUAGCCUUCAUCAUGGUCUUCUCCCUCAGUGGCCUUGUCCCCGUCCUGGACCUAGUCUUCCCGCUCUUCAUCUCCGCCUACCUCAUCGUCCUCUCCCGCCUCGCCUUCCCUUCAUGUCACGGUCGAGGAGGAGCCACCCCCGAGAUCUUUCAGGGGAGCCGGCUGUUUCGCCUCUACGUCAUCCUGGGGACCGCGGUCGGGCUGUUCCUUCCCCUGGCUUACGUUCUCGGUGGGUUCGCCAGGGGAGACAACAGCGCGGUCCGGUCCGCCACCCCGCACCUGUUCCUGCUCUCUUGCCAGAUUCUCACCGAGAAUCUGGUGAGCGGGCUAUCCCUCUUCUCGCCGCCCAUCAGGGCCCUGGUGCCCCUGAUGUACACGGUGAGGAGGGUGUUUGUGAUCCUGGACUGGACGCAGGAUAUCUGGUUCCAGAAGACUCUGGCGCCUGACGCCGACAUCGCGGAGGUGGGUUGGUAUUGGUUUGGGAAGGGCUUAGCAGCAGCCAAUCUGUCAUACUUCUCAAUCAACCUGCUCUGCUUUCUAAUCCCGAGGUUUCUACCUCGAGCAUUCGAGAAGUACUUCAAUGACAGGGACAAUGGCGAAGAGAUGCACUCCAAGAUGGCCGAGGAUAAGCGUUCUGCUGCUGCAAAAUCGCAACAGCCGGAGAAGAAAUCCGAUUGAGAGAAGAAAAAAAGUCACAUAUAUGUAUUUUCCCCUUUGUUCAGUUAAAUUUAGCUUUGAUUUCUUUAAUCGGUUGACAUAUAGCUAGAGAAAGAACGUUUCUUGUUUUGCUCUUUUGAGACAUAUGAAUAUGUGAAACACCCUCGUUUCAGUUUCUUAUGCAAAUUUUGUCUCCUUUGCAUGUUUUAUUUUUCCUGCAUUUGCAUAAUAUGUUUGAUUCUUCAUAUGAACAACAUUCCUAAAACGAUGACAUUUAGUGACAAAAAUUUGCGACAUAAAAUAAUUGCCUCCUAAAAUUGCCUCAUAAAAUUUGCGACUAAUAUAUUUUUUGUCUCUAA
Messenger RNA from Linum trigynum, 1599 nucleotides. NCBI's taxonomy places the organism in Eukaryota, Viridiplantae, Streptophyta, Magnoliopsida, Malpighiales, Linaceae. The record is from the annotation of a GenBank genome assembly.